AUGGGUGUUGAUUACUACAAUGUGCUCAAGGUGAAGCGAGACGCUACCGAAGAUGAUCUCAAGAAGUCUUACCGGAGACUCGCCAUGAAGUAUCACCCCGACAAGAACCCCACGAGCAAGAAAGAAGCUGAAGCCAAGUUCAAACAGAUCUCCGAAGCUUACGACGUCCUCAGCGAUCCUCACAGACGUCAGAUCUACGAUCAGCACGUUGAAGAAGGACUAAAGUCUUCUGAUCCACCUUCUGCGGCGGAGACGGCGGCAGCGGCGGCGGCGAAGCAGAGGAGUAACUCGUCUCGUCGUGACUUUGAGUUUCGGUAUUAUCCACGUGAUGCUGAAGAUAUCUUCGCUGAGUUCUUCGGGGAUACAAGCCUCGGAGAGAGGACACGUGGAGGGGGGAACCAGGCGAGCAAGAAGAAGCCGGUGGCGGCGAGUAGGAAGGCGCCGGAUAUAGAGAGAACGUUGGCUUGCACGCUUGAGGAGCUUUAUAAAGGUGGGAAGAAGAAGAUGAGAAUCUCUCGUCUUGUUCCUGAUGAGUUUGGGAAGCCAAAGACAGUACAAGAGAUUUUGAAGAUAGACAUAAAACCAGGUUGGAAGAAAGGCACCAAGAUAACAUUCCCUGAGAAAGGCAACCAAGAACCUGGUGUCACACCUGCUGAUCUCACCUUCGUUGUGGACGAGAAGCCGCAUCUGGUUUACACAAGAGACGGUAAUGAUCUGAUUUUUGAGAAGAAAGUCUCUUUGAUAGAUGCUUUAACCGGAGUCACCGUUAGCUUAACGACUCUUGACGGGAGGAAUUUAACGAUCCCGGUUUUGGAUAUUGUUAAACCGGGUCAUGAGAUUGUGAUACCGAACGAAGGAAUGCCUACUAAAGAGCCUUUGAAAAGAGGAGACUUGAGAGUCAAGUUUGAGAUCUUGUUCCCUUCAAGGCUUACUUCAGAGCAGAAGAAUGACCUUAAAAGAGUUCUUGGUUGAAGCUCAUGAGCUUAACGUUUAAUAAUGACAAGGAGCUGCUAGCUUGCUAGUCAGUUCAAUGUACAUACAUUUGAUUAUUAAUUUUUUCUUCUUCUUUACUUGUGUUAUGAGAAAGUUCUGAAUCGAAUUAGGUUUUUUUAAGUAGAAUUCAGUUUGGUUUUAUGUCGAUUACGUUAUAUGGAUGAUUUGCACCCCUAC
Molecule: messenger RNA, 1170 nt
Organism: Eruca vesicaria subsp. sativa (arugula)
Lineage: Eukaryota; Viridiplantae; Streptophyta; Magnoliopsida; Brassicales; Brassicaceae
Source: the annotation of a GenBank genome assembly